AUAAAUUAGAAUGAUGUAUUGUCCCAUUAUUGAUUUCUUCCAACAGCAAUAACCUGAUGUUUUUCCUUUUGGCAAAAGUUAUGGAUAGAAAAUGCAUUCGUAUAUUUAAAGAUUAUAGAUUUAUGGGAUGAAGAAAAAAACGUUUGUUAAGAAGAAAUGAAUUGUCCUGUUUUUAUUGAAUAUAAAGAGCAAGAUAAAGAAACAUCAAUAUUUGGUUAUUGCUGUGCAUGAUUGAGUUCUGAAGCGCUAUAAUGGAAAAGCAAACAGAAAAUCUGCUGAUUGAAAUUAAAACUGAGCCGUCAGAUAACUAUAAUGAGAACAAAAAUGAAAACUGUCACAACAGCAGUCAUGGCAAUAAUGAUAAUUGUCAACCUGAAGGAACACCACUGACUGUACGUGUCCCCAACAUAAAAACAGGAACAAAACUAGAGGAUGCAGUAGAAAGCAGUCCAUUCAGAUUAAGUGGUAGAGCUUCAUUUUUGUAUCAGAAAUCAAGAGGAGAUCUGAAUUAUAUAGAUAUAUGUGGGAAAGUAAAAGAAACACAAAAGUCAUCAAAUGAAAUAGAAAGUCCAAAGUAUAUAGAGAAUACUGGAAAAGUUAAAAUGAUAUCGUCAGAACAGAAAGAAAUUUUUAUAGAUCAUGUUGAAAAAGAAAUAAAGGCUGACAUGCCUCUAAGUGUAACAGAUUUUCGAAGAUCAAGUGAGGCGUCAGGGAUAGACAAUCCAAACGUUAACUCAAGGGCUUUGCUGCAAUAUGGAUCUGAUUUAACAGAAACAAAAAUCAAAAGACUAGAUGAAAUAAUUUCAGAAGUACGUCAAAAUCUUGAACUUGAUCCAAAAUUUCCAAAAGACCAAGUGCCAAAAGCUUCAAAACUAAGUAUUGAGGUUAAGUCUAGUUCUAAUCAAAGUUUAGAUGAAAGUGGUUCCUCUGAUGACGAAAAGAGUGAAAAGUAUUCAAAUUUGAAAAAUAUCAUGGAGAAAAUGACAAAAGAAAGCCUUCCCAGAAAACCUGGAAAGAAAGGUUCCAUUUGGAGUGAUGACGUGUUUGGGCAGCCAGGAGAAAAUCGCUAUAUUUGUCCUUCUUGUGGAAAAGGAUUUUUUUACAUGAGCCACUUGAGAAAACAUAGCAUGAUCCAUUCAGAGGUGAAACUGUUUACAUGCCCAACAUGUGGCAAAGGCUUUAACCAGAAGUCUAAUUUAAGGACACAUUUGAGAACACAUGCAGAUGAAAAAAUGUUUACAUGUAAUCAAUGCGAUAAAGGCUUCAAUCACAAUGCAUCUCUACAGAUUCAUAUGAGAACACAUACUGGCGAAAAACCUUUUGUUUGUAGUGUAUGCAAUAAAGGAUUUAGUAGAAAAAACACUCUUAAAAUACAUGAGACCACACAUACACCUGACAAACCUUAUGUAUGUACUACAUGUGGUAAAACGUUUGGGAGACGUUAUGUCUUGCAGAGACAUGUAUUAAUACAUGAGGGAGAAAAACCUCACAUAUGUGAAAGAUGUGGACGUGGAUUCAGUCAGAGUGGAGAUUUACAGAAACAUAUUAGAACACACACGGGAGAGAAACCAUAUGUAUGUACCAUAUGUGAAAGAGGAUUUGCACAAAAUGGGGAUUUGACAAAGCACAUGAAAACACAUGUAGGAGAUAAACCUCAUGUUUGUUCUGUUUGCAAAAGAGGAUUUGAUAAGCUUAAUGAAAUGCAAGAACAUAAAGAAUGUCAUUCUGACCAAUUAUUUUUUGCUUGUACUAGGUGUGGCAAGGAAUUUAGUCAAAUCAAAGAACUAAAAAGUCAUAGAUUAUCACAGGCAUGCAAGACAUUUGAAGAUACAGUUAUAGUUGAUGAUGAUGAUGAUGAUGAUGAUGAUGAUGAUGAUGAUGAUGAUGAUCAAGUUGAUCAUGAUAGUGAUAAAGAUAAAGACAAAACAUUAAAUGGACAAAUUUGUGAUAAUUAUACCAGUAUCACACAAACCUCAAAUGAAAAAUUGUUGUUUGCUUGUGUGAAGUGUGGCAAAGAGUUCAGUCAAAUGGAAGACAUUCAGGCACAUAAAAGGUCACAAGAAUGCAGUCCUGAUCUGUCACCCAUAACUCAUAAGAGCAGCUGUGAAGAACUUGAUGAUGGAAUAAAGCAAGAACCUGUUGAUAUAAUAGAUACCUCUUGUAAUACAUCAGAUAAUUCAAUUGACAUGAUUGGCAAUUAUGAAAAAAAUGAUGAUAAUAAUGAUCCUCAGAAUUCUGUCAAAAAAGAAAAUAACUCUUCAUUAUGUGAAGAAGAGGAAAAUGUUUGUGCUACUUGUGGAAUGAGAUUUACUGAGCUAUCAAUGUUACAAGAUCAUUUGAAGCUACAUUUUGAGCUGGAAAAGAUAACAAAUUCAUAUGUAACUGAAUCAGAAGAACAGUCUAAUACAGAUGAAGCUGAAAAGCCAUUUAAAUGCCAUUUAUGUGAGAAGUGCUAUCAGGGGAAAAGUUCUCUUCAGGCACAUAUCAGAUCCCAUACAGGAGAAAGACCCUUCUCUUGUGAGACAUGUGGCAAAAGUUUUCGACUAAAGAGAGAUUUACAUCGACAUGACCAGUCACACAGUGGUGAUCGCCCAUUUGCAUGUACAGAAUGCAGUAAAAGAUUCCGCUGGAACUGGGACCUACAAAAACAUAUGAGAAUACAUAGUGGUGAAAAACCGUUCUCAUGUACAAUUUGUGGCAAAUAUUUUAGACAAAAUAGUACACUCCAGGCACAUAUAAGGACUCAUACUGGAGAAAAACCCUACACAUGUACUACAUGCAGCAGAGGUUUUAGUCAAAGUUCAGACUUAACCAAGCACAUGAGAACUCAUACUGGUGAAAAAGCUUUUUUUUGUGAAAUGUGUGACAAAUCAUUCAGCUUAAGACACAACUUGCAGAAACAUAUGCAAAAACACAACAAGUAUAGACACCUAUAUAGAUCAGAUUCACAGGAGCUUGAGAAGACAAUUGAGAAAGAGGAACAAGUUGAUUAAUUUGGUUCUACAUUUAGUAUGAAAAUAUUAAAAUCAUUCUUCAAAGAUCAUGUUGAAUAAGCAUAUUCCCUUGAGAUUGUGAAAUAACUUUUGUUUUUUUAUAAAUGUAUACACAUUUUUGUUUGAAUACAUGUUAUAUGUAAGAGUCAACUCUAAGUCCACCCUCAAAGUAGUAGGGGCAUGAAGGCAAAUUUUUGGCCAACAGAAAUAAAAUAUUCGACAACUAUUUCAAAUUUGCACAUAUUGUAUGAAAAUGCAUAGAGAAAGGAAAUAUGAAAGAAAAACAUAAGAUGUUUUAUCUGAUGAUGUCACAAUUACAUCAUAAUAUGACCUGUUUUCAUGAAAACCGUGAAAAAUACAGAGUAAAUUCAGUUUUAUACGACAGCAAAAAAACUUUGUAAUCCUAUAUUGGUAUCACGUCAUCUUUGUCAAAAACAUUUGUUUACCGGACCAUUACUUUAGUAUAAGUUAAUAGAAAUCUAUGUCAUUUGAAUAAUUUUAAUUAGGGGGUGUAAAAAAAUUACAACAGCAUAGUGUAUUGCACAAAUGCCAAAAUAUUGAAUAUAAAUUCAAAUCAUAUAACCAAUUCUUAGUUCUUUGACUAGAGUUUUGUUUUGUGUCAGAAACCUAUUAUGGAUCAAAUAUUUAAUAACAAUCCAAAUUCAGACCUGUAUCAAGUGCCACUAUUGCGUCAAUUAUUACCCCAACUGUUCAGGGUUUGGACCUCUGUGGUUGUAUCUAGCUGCCCUCGGCGAAGCAAAUUUUUCAAUUAUAUUUCCAUUGCUGAAACAUUGUGCACCUUCAAGAAACAACAAAUAGUUAAGCAUAAUUGUAACUACUGAUAUAAUCUCACCAAAUAUAAGUAUCUUGCAUAAGCAUAUAGUUUGCCAAUCUAAACUAUACUUAAAAUUUUAUGAAAAGCAAGGAAAAGAAAGAAAUUUUACAAAAUAUACUAAUUUCAUCAUGGUUUGUUACCAUGAUAACUCGCGACAUGUUAAUUUUGUUCAACUUAUAAGGUAACCUUCAAGUAAUGUGACUUGACUUGGGACUGUGAGGCACACAUAUAAUGCAGCAGGAUUUAAGAGCUACCCUAACCUUAUCUGGGAUACUGGUAUCGUAAUGUAAAAACACUACAUAAUAAAAUUAUUUUUUAUAGAUGAUAUUCUUGCCCUCAUCAAUUAAUGUUGUCUUGUAUGGAGUGGUUGCGCUUAAAAUGAGCAAGCAAGAGUACUAUUAAUUAAAUUGCAGAAAGGGACAGCAACGCUUAAUUAAAUGCUGAUUAUUCACACAUAAUCAUAAGCCUCAUCAACAACAGUUUGUUGGAUGGAUGACAGUAGAGAACAGAAUCUUAAACCAUCAAAUUGCUGCAUAAAUGCCAUACAUAUGAGGCAAGCUCCUUUAUAUUUAUUUUCCUUUAAUUUAAAAUCCCAAAUGACAACCAAUAUUGCUUGAGGGAUACGUCUAACACACAACUACAAGUUCCAAAAGUCUAAUAGAAACACAUUUAUAAAUAUCUUUAAUAAACAUAUUUUCAAAAUCUUCGUUAUGGAAUAACGUAGAUGCAUACUAGUAUAUGUAUAUGUCACACUUGAUUUAGAUGUGUAAAGUCUGUUAAUUGUUAUGUUUAUUAGAAUGAUGUCAAUACUUAUGUAUUUUAAUAGUUUUGACUUUAUAAAUGGUAGAACUUUUGAUAAUGUCUUAACUGAGUUUAGUAUAUAUUCAUUUUACUUAUUAUUUUAUUUGAUGUCCCAACUUUACAUUAGUGUUUAUGCUUCUGAUCUGUUCAUCAUUUUGAUUUUGGUUUAAGGAAAGUUAAAGUUGUGGUCAAAUCAACUUGAAAAAUUGUUCAUUAUGAUUUGAACUUUAUGGAAUGUAUGUCAGAGUUUUAGAUAAGCAUAAGCAAAGUUAUUUAAACCUAUGAAAGAAAAUCAAAACCAACAAAAUAACUUAAACAAGUAAACAUUAUUACUUACCUCUUUACUUAUAUCAGUAUAUACACAUGCCAUAUAUUAGUAUUAUUUAUGACUGUUCUAUAUUUCAUGGAAAUGUAACAAACUGAUGGAGUGUCCCGUUGACACAUUUUUUUGUUUAUUUUUCAUAUUCAUGGUAUUUUAUUAUGACAUCAGGAAAGAUCAGUACACUUAAAAAUUGAACUCUCUAUACAUGUAAAUGAAUUAUUAUCAUUAUUAUUAUUUACCUUUUUGUUGAAGUAAUUUCAACAUCUAAUUUAUUCACAUAAAUUUCUUUUUAAUUUCUGCAUGUUCUUCAGUAUGUACAUUUUUGAUUAUAAAUUAAAAUAUACUCAGACAUGUCAGAUCGCACUAAAUUGCUUAACGAUUCUCUUCAAACACAGGACUGUUUUAUUUAAAAUCCUUCCGUUAUUUUAAAUUCCUUCAAUGGUCGGAUAUUUUGAAUAUUAAGUAGCUUUACCAAUAAAUGAAUAAAUACACUUCAGGUGAUCAGUGUAGUUAAAAAUCUGUUUCAUUGACGUCUGCAAAAAUAGUAAUGUUUAAGAAUAUUGUAUUUCAAACACAAACAUAUAGUAAAAUUUGUAUAUGUAUAGGUAAAACAGAUAGAGAUUUUUUUUUCUGUUGAAAGCUAGUAACAAAAAAAUAUCUACUGAAUUUUUAUACGCCCAUUUACGAUUUUAUAAAUUUGAUUUUUUAUGUUUCAGAGUCAUGUGAAUUUAUUCAUAAAAAGGAGGGAUUUUCCAGUGUUAUACAAUGCGUUGAGUAGUUAUCAUGAAUUUUUGUAACUGAUUUAUAUCUAUCAAGAUAGUAUCCCUUUAGUUUUUCAUGUAUUCUGAUAUGACAUUGAUUAUUUGUUUUUAAAUUUUGUCUUUGAAAAAGUGACGGGUGUAUUAUUCGUCUAUGACGCAGCUGUGUAUUCAGUUUGUAUAAAAGUUUUUUUCUAAGUGUGUGGUUUUGUGUUUGAUCUAAAAAAAUAUGUUAUUAGUUAAAGAGAGGAAGGAUCACAUUACAAAAAAUGGAUUUGGCAUUUUAUUAAGAGCAAUAAAUUCAUCAAAGUAUAUAAAUUAGGCAGUUAGCUUUCUUGUUUGGCUUUAUAUCUGUCAUUUCGGGGCCUUUUAUUUCUGACUGAGCUCAUUAAGGCCUAAUAAUUGUUAAUGUCUGUGUCAUUCGGUCUCUUGUGGAGAGUUUGCCCAUUGGAAAUCAUACCACAUCUUCGUUUUUAUAUCAGAAGUAAAGUUGACAAUUUUAUUUUUACUUUGUUUAAACAAUUGAUAGGUGUUCUGAUCGUCUUCACAAGAAUUAUGCUAAUUUGUCUAGUAUUGAAGUAAACUGAAGUAUCAAAUAUAUAGUUCCUUGCUGACUUUAGAUAUAUGUGUGAUAGGUUUGAUAUAAACAUAAGACCUACAGUUUAAAAAAUGUUUACCUUUACAGGUCGACAAGAUGCAAUAACUUAAAAAAUGUCUACCUACAAAAAAAUGUUUCAUUUCAAAUGUCAAAUUAGUAAUUUGUUGGGUUUUUUUCAAUUGUCAACAAUUAUUAUUAUACUUUGCGUUGAAAUGCAAGAUUUUUAUUGGCUUAUAAGAGGGAUAAUUUACUUGCUCCAUGACUCCUCUCAUUUGGUAGCUUAUGUUUGCCCUGUCAAAACACUACUUAAUGAUCCUCAUUAAAUUUUUCUGUCAAUGCUAUUAUAAACUUUGAUUUAUAUGUCAAGACUCAAGACAGUAAUACCUUAAAUUACUCUUACAAAUAAAGAUCAUAUAGUUUUGCCAGCCGAUACUUUGGAGUUCAUGUAUUUUUACCGAUUUCUCAUGGUUUAAUGCAUUUGGAACAAAAUAGGAAUUGGUAAAGGAUAAUUUUGGUUAUUUAUAAACAUUUGAAUGAUAAUGCUUUUUAAGGAGAUACAUAGGCGUUAAAAUAGAUUUUGAGCGUGAAGAGAGUGUAACAGUUACUGAAAUAUAUAACAAUUAGAUAAAACUAGUAGUGUUCAUACAAGCACAUCUCUAACUUCUCUUCCUUUCAAUCAAAGAAGAGCAAGAGAUAUAAUUUUGUAUUUAUUAUGAAUAUUAAAAUGGUCAUGCAGUGUA
Mytilus trossulus (common blue mussel) is the source of this 7047-nucleotide messenger RNA. Its product is annotated as gastrula zinc finger protein xFG20-1-like. The record is from RefSeq and is a predicted model, not a curated record. Gene Ontology annotation, cellular component: nucleus. Gene Ontology annotation, molecular function: RNA polymerase II transcription regulatory region sequence-specific DNA binding; DNA-binding transcription factor activity, RNA polymerase II-specific. The transcript is spliced from 4 exons. Lineage: Eukaryota; Metazoa; Mollusca; Bivalvia; Mytilida; Mytilidae. Gene Ontology annotation, biological process: regulation of transcription by RNA polymerase II. The coding region runs from base 252 to 2993 and encodes 913 amino acids.